GCAAGCGAAAACACUGACCUUUUCGUUUUCGACAGAGUAUAUUUUUGAUUUGACGUUCUUAUCUAGCGACUUGCAUUUUACGGUGAUUCCUUUUGCAUAGCGGAUAGUGCGUAAAUAAAAACAUAAUUGCAAUAUGAAAGUUUGGUUUCUAUAGAAAUAAUGAAAUCCAAUCGAUUCAGGAAUAAUGAUUGGCCAAGUUACUGUUAAGCUUCGUGUCCAUCAAGUUUAGUCUAACUGAUUCUAAAAUUAGAUGGAGUCUCGGCGAAUUUAGGAUUAAACAAUGCCGAAGGUGCCGUACAAGUCGUCGGAGCAACCUCGGGACGACGAGGAUUACGAGAUCGUGUCGUUCGAGGACUUUUGCGACAAGUCCCCGGGAUCGAAAACCGAUUUAUUGACAUUGAACGACAACAUCAACUAUCGCAUUUGUUACGAGGGCGAAAAGCCCGUGAAAUUUGUGGAUGAUGAUGGUGGGACGUCCAGCAGAGACUUGGAGCAGCUGGAAACCUCCCUGAACGGGUCUAAGGUCAGCUUCAAGGAGCGGUUGUCAAAUUUUGCGCCUUUCGGGAAAGCGUCGAAGACCACGAGAGGGUCUCCGUUCAGUGGAGUUAUACCGAAGGCUCGGGCUGAAAGCGACUCUCCUAGGGAGCAUAGAUACCAACGCUUUUCAUCUCGGCGCAACAUCUGUCAGCGCGUCUGCGACGGUCUGCCGUGCUACGGCUCCGGGAUAAUAUUGGUGAUUAUUGUAUGCGCGCUGUGCGCCGGCGCCUGGUGGGCCGUGUGCGGCGCAGUGGGCGGCGCGUGGGGCGAGGAACACUACAGACGAUUAUGGGAGCGAGCACAUCCGGACAACGUGAAGAAACCACCCACUCCAAUCACAUAUGAAAAGAUAUUGCCGGAAUUCCGUUACCAUGACCACAACAAUCUGAGCACGAAAAACAAGCUUAACGCGACAGAACUAUCUAAAAAGAAGCCCGACCUCUACAAGAAGGCGUACACGGAGCGCCCGCCCGAGGUUAUGAGCGACAUCUGCGCGCAGAUCGAGGAUAAUAUGAGGUUCGACUGUUUCCCACAAGAUGGCGCUAAUGAGAAGGACUGUGUGCAAAGAGGUUGCUGCUGGCUCCCCGCGAAAACCCAAGGCGCUCCAUACUGUUACUACCCCCCGCAAUACGACACAUACCGUUUCGCCAACAUGACCGAAACUAAGCACGGUGCGACGGCGUACUACCAGCGCAUGCGACCGUCCGGCUACCCCGCCGACUUCGAAAUAGCCAGGAUGGACUUUAAGUACCUGUCUGACGAUGUUCUUCAGAUCAAGGUCAGUUUGUCAUAUACCUACUACUCCCCGCAAUACGACACAUACCGUUUCGCGAACAUGACCGAAACUAAGCACGGUGCGACGGCGUACUACCAGCUCAUGCGACCGUCCGGCUACCCCGCCGACUUCGAAAUAGUCAGGAUGGACUUUAAGUACCUGUCUGACGAUGUUCUUCAAAUCAAGAUCUAUGACGCCGAAAACAAGCGCUUCGAGCCUCCAUAUCCUGAGAUACCGAUGGUCCCCGGACCUAUCUCCAACCUCAAGUACCGCGUGCAGAUUGAGAGCGCUACCGUUGGAUUCAAGGUCGUAAGGAAUUCUGAUAACGUCACACUUAUAAACACUCAAGACGUCGGUGGCCUCAUCCUAUCCGACAAAUUCCUGCAACUGUCGGCCAUUCUACCCUCUUCUCAAAUCUACGGCCUCGGCGAGCGGCAGUCCCGGUUCAAACUCGACAUGAACUGGAAGACGUACGCUAUGUUUAACUACGACACCGCUCCUACUGAAAACACUAACUUGUAUGGGACGCACCCGUUCUACUUGAACCUGGAGCCCAGCGGGAAUAGCCACGGCAUGCUUCUGCUUAACUCUUACGCAAUGGACGUGAUCCUCCAGCCGGCACCGGCCAUAACGUACCGCACUACCGGCGGCGUGUUGAAUCUCUUUGUAUUCGCCGGCCCCGCGCCCGCGGAGGUGGCAGCCCAGUACACGGGGCUGGUCGGCCGCCCCGCCAUGCCGCCCUACUGGGCGCUCGGCUUCCAUCUCUGCAAAUUCGACUACGGCAGUUUGAACGUGACUAGAGACGUGUGGCAGAAGAAUAGAGAUGCUGGCAUUCCAUUCGACGUCCAAUGGAACGAUCUGGAUUACAUGAACAACUCGAACGAUUUCACGUACGACAAGGUGAAAUACGCCGGCCUACCAGAAUUCGUCGACGAAUUGCAUAAAGACGGGAUGCACUACGUAGUGCUUAUAGAUCCCGGCGUGAGUGCUGGCGAGGCGCCCGGCGACUACCCUCCUUUCGACCGCGGCGUGGACCUGGACAUCUUCAUCAAGAAUUCUACCAAGCAACCUUUCAUUGGCAAGACGUGGAACAAGAUCUCGACGGCGUAUCCAGACUUCACGCACCCUAGCGCCACCGCUUAUUGGGUCGAGAUGAUGACCAGCUUACACAAGGAAGUACCUUUCGACGGAGCUUGGAUUGACAUGAAUGAGCCCUCCAACAUGUUAUCCGGCCCCCUACACGGCUCCUGCGCCUCAGAGGACCUUCCAUACAAGCCCCAUACAUCCGGCGCAGACGGUCUACGAAGCAAAACCAUUUGUAUGGACGCCCAACACUACGCCGGCUCCCAUAGAGAUUGGCACAACUUGUACUCGCUCACUGAAGCCGUCGCCACGGACUUCGCGCUAACAGAGAUCCGCGGCAAGCGUCCCUUCAUCAUCUCCCGUUCCACCUUCGUGGGUUCCGGACGCUAUGCGGGCCACUGGAGCGGCGACGUGUUCAGCGAGUGGCACGACAUGGCCAUGUCCAUACCCGAAAUCCUAAGCUUCAGCUUGUUCGGUAUACCAAUGAUGGGCGCCGAUAUCUGCGGUUUCAACGGCGACACCACUGUAGAACUGUGCAAGCGAUGGAUGCAGCUCGGGGCCUUCUAUCCCUUCUCACGGAACCACAACUCUGAUCGAUCUAUCCCUCAAGAUCCAGUCAGCUUGGGCCCAGAGGUGGUCGAAGCCAGCAAGCAGGCGUUACGAACUCGCUACCGACUGUUACCGUACUACUACACAUUAUUCUGGCGCGCACACGUCGCCGGGGAAACCGUCGCUAGACCUCUGUUCUUUGAAACACCCGAUAACCCAGUGACCCACGACAUCGACGCCCAAUUCCUCAUAGGGCCGUACCUCAUGAUAUCACCCAUACUGGAACAGGGUGCCAGGACUACCCGCGCCUACUUCCCCGGCGCCUGGUACAAUCUGCAGGAUGGCACAAUACUGGCACACGAUCAGUGGAACAAGCUAGAUGAGAACCAGACGGUCGCUGUCCGGGGCGGUGGGAUCAUCCCGCUGCAGGAGCCUCCGCCGGGCGCGGUGAGCACGGCGCGCGCGCGCUCGGCGCCGCUGCAGCUGCUGGCCGCGCCCGCCGCCCGCAGCGCCGCCGGCCAGCUGUACUGGGACCAUGGAGACACCCUGAGAGCCUCCGCCGGGCGCGGUGAGCACGGCGCGCGCGCGCUCGGCGCCGCUGCAGCUGCUGGCCGCGCCCGCCGCCCGCAGCGCCGCCGGCCAGCUGAGCCUCCGCCGGGCGCGGUGAGCACGGCGCGCGCGCGCUCGGCGCCGCUGCAGCUGCUGGCCGCGCCCGCCGCCCGCAGCGCCGCCGGCCAGCUGUACUGGGACCAUGGAGACACCCUGAGAGCCUCCGCCGGGCGCGGUGAGCACGGCGCGCGCGCGCUCGGCGCCGCUGCAGCUGCUGGCCGCGCCCGCCGCCCGCAGCGCCGCCGGCCAGCUGAGCCUCCGCCGGGCGCGGUGAGCACGGCGCGCGCGCGCUCGGCGCCGCUGCAGCUGCUGGCCGCGCCCGCCGCCCGCAGCGCCGCCGGCCAGCUGUACUGGGACCAUGGAGACACCCCGAGAGCCUCCGCCGGGCGCGGUGAGCACGGCGCGCGCGCGCUCGGCGCCGCUGCAGCUGCUGGCCGCGCCCGCCGCCCGCAGCGCCGCCGGCCAGCUGAGCCUCCGCCGGGCGCGGUGAGCACGGCGCGCGCGCGCUCGGCGCCGCUGCAGCUGCUGGCCGCGCCCGCCGCCCGCAGCGCCGCCGGCCAGCUGUACUGGGACCAUGGAGACACCCUGAGCGCGGUGAGCACGGCGCGCGCGCGCUCGGCGCCGCUGCAGCUGCUGGCCGCGCCCGCCGCCCGCAGCGCCGCCGGCCAGCUGUACUGGGACCAUGGAGACACCCUGAGAGCCUCCGCCGGGCGCGGUGAGCACGGCGCGCGCGCGCUCGGCGCCGCUGCAGCUGCUGGCCGCGCCCGCCGCCCGCAGCGCCGCCGGCCAGCUGAGCCUCCGCCGGGCGCGGUGAGCACGGCGCGCGCGCGCUCGGCGCCGCUGCAGCUGCUGGCCGCGCCCGCCGCCCGCAGCGCCGCCGGCCAGCUGUACUGGGACCAUGGAGACACCCUGAGAGCCUCCGCCGGGCGCGGUGAGCACGGCGCGCGCGCGCUCGGCGCCGCUGCAGCUGCUGGCCGCGCCCGCCGCCCGCAGCGCCGCCGGCCAGCUGAGCCUCCGCCGGGCGCGGUGAGCACGGCGCGCGCGCGCUCGGCGCCGCUGCAGCUGCUGGCCGCGCCCGCCGCCCGCAGCGCCGCCGGCCAGCUGUACUGGGACCAUGGAGACACCCUGAGAGCCUCCGCCGGGCGCGGUGAGCACGGCGCGCGCGCGCUCGGCGCCGCUGCAGCUGCUGGCCGCGCCCGCCGCCCGCAGCGCCGCCGGCCAGCUGAGCCUCCGCCGGGCGCGGUGAGCACGGCGCGCGCGCGCUCGGCGCCGCUGCAGCUGCUGGCCGCGCCCGCCGCCCGCAGCGCCGCCGGCCAGCUGUACUGGGACCAUGGAGACACCCUGAGAGCCUCCGCCGGGCGCGGUGAGCACGGCGCGCGCGCGCUCGGCGCCGCUGCAGCUGCUGGCCGCGCCCGCCGCCCGCAGCGCCGCCGGCCAGCUGAGCCUCCGCCGGGCGCGGUGAGCACGGCGCGCGCGCGCUCGGCGCCGCUGCAGCUGCUGGCCGCGCCCGCCGCCCGCAGCGCCGCCGGCCAGCUGUACUGGGACCAUGGAGACACCCUGAGAGCCUCCGCCGGGCGCGGUGAGCACGGCGCGCGCGCGCUCGGCGCCGCUGCAGCUGCUGGCCGCGCCCGCCGCCCGCAGCGCCGCCGGCCAGCUGGCGGUGGGAUCAUCCCGCUGCAGGAGCCUCCGCCGGGCGCGGUGAGCACGGCGCGCGCGCGCUCGGCGCCGCUGCAGCUGCUGGCCGCGCCCGCCGCCCGCAGCGCCGCCGGCCAGCUGUACUGGGACCAUGGAGACACACUGAACAGCUACGAAGAGAAGCAAUACAGCCACAUAGAAUUCUUCCUCACAAACACCGAACUAAAAAGCGAAGUCCACUGGUGGGGCUACGGCGUGCCUCCCGUCAACAAGGUCACUCUACUUGGCCAAGAAUUACCCGUACAGACUGUCUCUAUAAACAACGCGCCGUGCGUCACCCCUUGCCGGUUCACAUACAACCCGAAGAAUAAGGUAUUGGAGAUAUUCAAUAUGACGCUAGCUUUGGAUAAGCCGUUCAGUAUUAAAUGGACGUUUAAGUUGAUGUUCACGCCGUUUGUCAAUAGGGUGGAGAAAGUUAGAAAUGAUACGUUAGUUUGAACGAAAAACAUUUAUUUGUCGUUGGUUUUGUGGAUCAGCUAUCUAUUAAAGAUAUAGAUCAGCGCAUGCUAUAAACAACUGCAUGUUUUUAAUAAAGUUCAUAAUCGAAUGAGAAUAUUACCAAUGUGGUGUCGCUCGUCAACAAAGUUACUCUACUUAACCAAGAGCUCCCUGUACAGGCGCGUGUUGAAAACGACUUUACACGUUUUUGAUAAAGUCGAAAAUCGAAUGAGAAUCUGCCAAUGUGGUGUUCGUCAACAAGGUCACUCUACUUGGCCACGAGCAACCCGUUCAGAUGAUACGAUGGUUUUAGGGGAAUAAACAUAAAUGUUGCGUGUAGAAGGCCCUUUUAAAUGCCUACUAAAGCGCGAUUUAAAUACGACUAUUACGUUUGUUGGUAAAGUUCAAAAUCAAAUGAAAAUCGUGGAAAUGCGAUAUAUUUUCCUCUUGGUAUUGUGGGUUGACAUAAAUGUCUACCAAAGGAGCACAUACUGAAAAGGAUUGUGUAGGUUUAUUUAUAGGGUUCAAAAUCAAAUAAGAAUGGUGGCGUUAAAUCAAAGAGAUCUUGAAGUUGUAAAUUUAAAACUGAAUUUAGAUUUUAGACUUUUGUUUGUCUCACUAAUUGACGUAGAUGAAAGGUUCAAUAUUGCAUUUUAUGCAUUUAGUAAGUUAAACGUCAAUAUUGUAAAAUUAAAAAAAUACUAUGUAUUUCUUACGAGAGUCCCUUGUGUGUAAGAUACAUUUUAAAGUCAAAUUUAUAAGGUCAUAAGAGUCAUAAGCAAUGUUUUUAGAAGUUGUCCAAAGAAAAUUACUUUAAUAUGUAAUGUAUGCAUUAUAGAAAAUAAGAUAUAAGCUAUAGUUUAUCAAAAAUAACGUUUUGGUUACAAUAAAUGGCUAUGUGCACGACAGUGACACCGCUCUGUGUUAACUGUACUUAUCAAGCAUUUUUUCCCACUAUUAUAAUGGUCUAACUCUAAACUCCUACAAGUAUUCAAAACCCUAUU
Molecule: messenger RNA, 6690 nt
Organism: Cydia splendana
Lineage: Eukaryota; Metazoa; Arthropoda; Insecta; Lepidoptera; Tortricidae
Exons: 39
Coding region: 281-5686 (1801 amino acids)
Biological process (GO): carbohydrate metabolic process
Molecular function (GO): carbohydrate binding; alpha-1,4-glucosidase activity
Source: RefSeq, a predicted model, not a curated record